This is a messenger RNA of Schistocerca nitens (vagrant locust), 2375 nucleotides long. RefSeq names its product monocarboxylate transporter 3-like. Gene Ontology annotation, biological process: transmembrane transport; monocarboxylic acid transport. Gene Ontology annotation, molecular function: monocarboxylic acid transmembrane transporter activity. Lineage: Eukaryota; Metazoa; Arthropoda; Insecta; Orthoptera; Acrididae. The transcript has 9 exons. The record is from RefSeq and is a predicted model, not a curated record. Bases 130 to 1893 code for a protein of 587 amino acids.
UGCGGCGCGCAGUUGCAUAUUCAUAUCGAGCGCGCUACACACGCGGCGACAGUGCGUAGCCCGAGUGUCAAUGUGCGUUUGUCGGCGGACGAUCCCCACCUGACCAGCUGCGCCCCCACGCCCCACGCCAUGGCGAGUAACGACGCGGACGCAGCGGCCGCUGCCCACAGGACGGUGAACAACGAGAAGCCGCUGCUGAAGGACGAGAAGGCGGCGCAGCAAGUGGAGGACGCUGACGACGAGGCGGAGGCGGCGUACGCCGUGGUGCCGCCCGACGGCGGCUGGGGCUGGGUCGUCAUGCUCGCCGGCUUCUGCUGCAACCUCAUCGUCGACGGCAUCAUCUCGUCGUUCGGCAUGUUCCUCGCCGACAUCUCGCGGGACCUCGGCGAGUCCAAGCCGCGCGUCGCCAUCGUCGGCUCUCUGCUGUCCGGUUUCUACCUCAUGGCGGGUCCUUUUGUGUCCGCUCUUGCCAACCGAUAUGGUUUCCGAGUAGUUGCAAUACUAGGAAGUGUUCUGGGAUGUAUUUCAUUCGCUUUGUGUUAUUUCGCAAAUAGUGUUAUUUACCUGUGUAUAGGAUACGGAUUUCUCGGAGGUGUUGGAUUUGGACUCGUAUAUGUUCCUGCAGUGAUAGCUGUUGGCUUUUAUUUUGAAAGGUGGCGAGCGUUAGCUACUGGAAUAGCUGUGUGUGGAUCUGGUAUUGGAACAAUGCUGAUCGCACCAUUAUCGUCGACCCUGAUAAAUACGUUUGGGUGGAGAGGAACCUUUCUUAUACAAGCGGGUCUUGUGCUAAACUGUGCAAUAUUUGGAGCACUUUUUAGACCGUUGAAACCCGUGAGAGUAAAGGUGGAGCCAGAAGCAACAAAAGAACCAGCAGAACUACCACUUCUGCUUCGCAUGAAGAUGGUUAGAGACAUGACAACAUCGGCAAACAGCAUAGGAGGUAACAAUAACAUGCGAGCGUCUGUUGGGUCUUUAGCCCACAAGCGACCAAGUUCAGUAGCACAUGAUGAUGAAAAACCUCACCGUGUUCGUACAACAUCAGAAAGCAGUGCUCGUAGCAGUCAUACUCCUACAGCAUUUCGACCACUUUACAAAGAAGAUGCCUUUUUUGGUGGAAGUUUGGCACGUCUCUCUCAAUACACAUCUCAGGCCCAUUCUAUAGAUUAUCAUGUAUCUGUAAGCCAUUUACCGACAAAGCAAGAUAUUGAAGAAGAGAGAGAAUGUCAACUUUGCCCAGAGGCUGUGCAGAGAGCAUUAGGUUCUAUGCUGGAUCUUUCAUUGCUUCAGAGCCCAUCAUUUAUGUUGCUUUCAGUGUCUGGUUUCCUUACAAUGAUGGGUUUUUAUGUGCCCUUCAUAUACAUUACAGACAGGGCGACAAUAAAUGGUAUGGACCAGUCUCUUGCAAUGUGGUUGGUUUCCACAAUUGGCAUUGCAAACACAAUUGGAAGGAUAGGUUGUGGAGUCCUUGGCAGCUUUCCUGGCUCAAAACCGCUGUUUAUAAACAAUGUAGCACUAUCAAUUGGAGGAAUUGCUACACUGCUAAGUGGAAUAUCAACAGCCGAUGGAUAUCUUUUCUUCUAUUCUGCUGUAUUUGGUUUAGCAACAGCAUGUUUUGCCUCACUCCGUUCCCUAAUUAUAGUGGAUCUACUAGGACUUGAACGCUUGACAAAUGCUUUUGGAUUAACAUUGAUGUUUCAAGGUGUUGCUGCUGCCAUUGGAUCGCCUCUUGCUGGUGCAUUCAUGGAAGCAACAGGCAGCUAUGAUGCUUCAUUUUACCUCUCUGGUGGACUCAUACUGGCUUCAGCAAUCAUCCUUUACCCUCUGGGCAAGGUCAAUGCUUGGGAAAAAUCAAGGCAAAAGAGAAAAGGGGAGAAAACAAACUGUGUUAUAUGACAUGAUAUAUAGCAUGAUACUCAAUAAUUAUUUGAUACUCAGAUGUUGUAUGUGAGCGACUGUAAAUACAUACAGAAGACUUUUCUGUCAAAACAGAAAAUUUCAUUGAGUUUUGUUGUGGACUCAUUGUAUGACUGUAAAAUAUUCAAGUUUAAGAAGAAAUAUCAAGUACAACAAAUAUUGAUGUUUCAAAGUACUUCGUACUAAAUGGAAACUGUUUCAUAUGUGCCAUAUAGAUAUUGAACUGUGUAUAAAAUGUACUACUUUGACAAUAAUAUAUUACUGCUGGAUUCUUUUUAAUAUUGAAAGCUUGUACAGAGAUGAAAUGAGUUGUUAAUUAUGUAAUUUUUGUAUUUAUUGGUGCUCUGUGUACAUAAUGUAACUGUACAGCAUUUACUUUGUCAAUAUUUAGAGAAAAUGUAUUUGGCUAUAAUUUAUCACCUGCACAUCACCACAACUGGGUAAUAAACAUUUUUUACAAA